Adineta steineri is the source of this 771-nucleotide messenger RNA. NCBI's taxonomy places the organism in Eukaryota, Metazoa, Rotifera, Eurotatoria, Adinetida, Adinetidae. The record is from the annotation of a GenBank genome assembly.
AUGGCUACUUCUCGCCAGAAUACUUACGUUCGAAUUCCAUAUCCAGAAGGUGGCACUCCGAAUAUUGGAGAUUUGGUUGAAUUAGUCUUCGAUAAAUUCAGUCCACGACCACAUUUUAUUGUACGACAAACAGAAGGAAAUGUCGACAGGAAUAUAAAAGUAAAUGAAAUCGAUGAAACAAUGCUUCUUGUAAUAAAGUUUUUAAAAAACAGGCCGAAAUAUGACCAACAAGCUGUACGUAUUAUUAAGUUUGCUUUAAGAGAAAGCUUGCGUGGGCAAUAUAUUAUUGAAUAUCUUGAUUUUGAAAAGCAAGCAUUAUAGUUUCUGCUACGUUUUCAAGAGUCGAAUUUUUUAAUGAGUUGAGGUUGGGAAGAAACCCAGUGAGAUCAUCGAUAUUUUUUUUUGUUUCAACAACAUUUAAAAGAGAAGCACCUGCUCAUUUGUCUAAAUACGAUGCUGAAAAAAUUUCAUAUAUGUCAAAAAAUUCUACAUCUUUCGAUAUAGUUUUCAAAGCUCUACCAGAAAUAUCUGUAAGAAAUGUUUUUCGAAGUAAAAGUUCAGUUUUUUAGAACUAAACUGAACUGUUCGACCCCGAAUUAGUAUAUCCAUUACCUCAAAAAAGUUAUUCAAUUGUUGCAAAAAAAUGUUUUGAAUGACUGUAUGUUUUUUUUAUUAGAUUUUAUCAUUUCAUCGUGGUGACUGGUAAGCAUAAUGUUAUUGAAAAUCUACUAUCGUUGCAUUUCUCGCACUAGGUAUCAAGAACAUGGCACC